AUGCUCCUCGGGUUAACAGGUGCCGCUGUUGGAAGUGGGCUCCAGUACCGGAACUUUAUCUGGUACGCCUACUUUAUCAACACGCCACAGGCAGCUUCAUAUGAAAUCGCGGACAAAAUCCCAGAUUGGAUUGUGCCAGCAGGUGAUUCUGUCGGCGUGCUCACGCGAAGUCUGCUGCAUCCAGACUGGUUUCUGCCCAUCGGUAUCUAUCUUAUAGGAAAACUGCUCGGCACGUUGCGGUUUGUGAGUGGACAGUAUAUUCUGUUUCGACUCACAGCGGACCUCGAGCGGCUCCCAUACCCCAUGGCACCGAUUAGUGCGCAAGGUGCAACUGCCCUCGCGGAAACGACAGGCAAAGAAGAGACCUGGCGGUGGCGCGUCUUCUCUAUUGGCUCUAUGGCAGGGUUAAUCUGGGGAUUCCUCUAUAUCGGUGUGCCUUCGCUCACUGGUGUCAUGAUGAGCCAGCCGAUUCAGAUUCUGAAGAUCCCGUGGAUAGAUUUCACACAGAGUAUAGAAGGUUUCGCACCAACAGGCGUUUUUGCCCUUCGAACCGAUUUUGGACAAAUGCUCAUUGGGUUCGUGAUGCCGUUCCCGGUUAUCAUGACAGAGUUUCUUACGGCGAUGAUAUCUCAAUUUAUCGUGAACCCACAAAUUCUGUACCGCUACGAGAUUCUCCACCAGUGGUCCCCCGGUUUAGAUGUUCGUGGUGUCGGCUUGUUUAAUGGAUUGGAUUUCUGGAUUAGUUACGGCAUGGGUAAGAAUUUUAGUCUUGCGAUCGUCGGAAUGGCAGCUUCAAUUCCGAUGCUUUUCAAACUACGGAAGACCCAAAAAGCUGCUGGCGAACGGGGAUCGUUCGCGACACCGCCGAACCGUGGCGAUUUCCCGAUAUGGUUGAUGGGAUUAAUGUGGCUCGCCGGUAUGGGCGGAUUUAUUUGGCUCAUCCACUGGAUGGUUCCGAAUUUCCCGUUGAGUUUCUUGCUUGGCUACGCAUUCCUAUAUACACCGAUUAAUUCGUAUGUUACCGCACGGACCUUCGGUGUCUUGGGACGCGACCUAUUUGAAAUACCGUAUCUACACGAAAUUACCUUUAUUUUGAGUCGCUACGAAGAGGUAGAUAUCUGGUUUGCACCACUCCCAGACGAAGAUUAUGGACGCGGCACCCAAAGUUGGCGAGUACUUGAAUUGACAGGUACUACCUUCACUUCAAAUCUCGCGGGUACACUGCUGAUUAUGCCGAUUCUACUUGUCAGUGGAAUUGUGGUGCUUCACUUUAUCUGGCAGAUUGCACCUAUUCCCAGUGCACAGUAUCCGUUUGCCCAGAUGAUGUGGCCCAUUAACGCCACAAAUGAAUGUCUCUGGAAAACAUCGCUGCGGGAUGGAAACAGCCAGAUGCUUCAAGCGAUUCGCGGUGACUAUGUCGCCGCUGGACUCACCUCAAGCAUCGCAAUCUAUGGGAUGUUGUGGGUAUUUAAACUGCCCACAAUGUGGUUCUACGGAAUUAUCGGUGGUAUCGGCGCGGAUCCGGGAGGCAUGGUUGCACGGCUACUCGGUGCGGUCAUUGGACGGUUCUACAUGAUUAAGCGGUUCGGGUUGCGGCGCUGGUAUAUGUUUAAUCCGGUGCUUGCGGCAGGAUUUGCGUGCGGUGUCGGUCUUAUCGGCAUACAACUUGAAAUACCCACGGCAUGGGAACUUAGCGGGCUCAGCGGAGAUCAGAAAACAGGAUAUCUCCGGCUUGACGAUGGGGAGAUGCCUCGCCUUGAACUCAAAUGGGCGCAUACUCGACGUAAAAAGCCAGACCUCCAUGCCACGCUCGACGAAUACUUCAAGUUGAUUCGCAAGACUUAUAAGAAAGGCACCGAACUCUCUUUCCGUCGGAACGUUAACUUCAUUAAAGAAGAGGAAUUCUUUAAGGGACGCACCGUUCUCGGUUUUAGUUGGAAAGGGAAUAUUCGUGCUAAUGGACUGAUCUUCCACGCUGGGAAACGGAUCACGAUCGUGCAGGUGAUGGGACGGCUCAAGGAGAAUUUGCGACCCACGGUCCUUCGGGUUUUCGAAUCAAUUACAGACCGUGUUGAUGCACCACUGACGCUGUGGAGUGCUUAUGGGCUUAAGUUAGGGGUUCCGAAAGAAUACAAAUUGGAACGUCAGAAACUGCUCAGUGGCUACCUGUUAUUUGCCUUCACUGCAAAACCUGUCCGCCUUCAAAGUGCGGUAAAGCUUGCUAAAUUGGCAAGCAGUCGCCUACGGAGUAAUGGUUCUGUAGAAGAUUUAGAUACCACUCCGCCGGACAAAGGACGGCUUAGCGUGGAACGGUACGGACCCGCAGAGGUGAUGCUGAAUGACUAUAAAGACGCACCGAAUCCAUUAGAGGCAUGGUUUCGCGCCAAAUACGCAAAAGCGAUUCGUGGCUAUGGAUUUGAAGUAACGUCGGAUACAGACUCGGUGGAUGAACGUCUGACACUUAUUGGAGAGCAGACGCGGCUCUAUGAUGGUGUGCCAUUCAGCCCCGUGCUGAUACUCGAUAAAUUAUCCAAGAGGACAGCACUUGUAUUUCAUCUAUGGCGAUGCAAUCAUUCCAACCGUAUCUAUGUUAUCCAGUCCAUCGGCAGUACCGACGCGCGUUCGACCAUCCAAAAGGUCACUGAAAGUAUUGAAUGCCAUUGA
This is a messenger RNA of Geodia barretti, 2664 nucleotides long. The record is from the annotation of a GenBank genome assembly. NCBI's taxonomy places the organism in Eukaryota, Metazoa, Porifera, Demospongiae, Tetractinellida, Geodiidae.